AGGAUGUCAACCUUUUCUCUUUACCUUCCAUUGAAUAUUAUAGACAUAUAAGAGACAAUUUAUUAAACUCUCAUUUGCUUGUGUUUUCUGGCAAAGGAGAGUGCUGUUUGGACUGGGGAAUGACACAGACUCGUGAUGGAUUCUGCCAGGAGACCCUGUUUAAUAACUGUGUGUUUAUCAGUACUGGCAGCCACUUGUCUUCCAUGCUCUGGCUCCCCAGGCCCCACCCUGUGGGGUAAGAAAGUGGUGUUCAUGGGCCGUCACUGUGUGUGGCAGCUGGAUAAGGGGUGCGUAGUGCCUCCCCUGGAAGAGCUCAGUGUGUGUGUGCACCUACACCGGGAGAUCGCAACAUCUGAGUGGACAGGCUUUGUGUACAAGGCCCCUGGCGAGAGACAGGUAGAGCUGGGUCUGGCAGGCCGAGGAGGAUUCCUGGUGGCAUGGCUGUUUGGGCAUCAGUGGUCCGUACCAGAGGAUCUGCCCCUGAAAUGCUGGCACAAUGUCUGCCUCACCUGGUCCAGCCACUCCGAGAGGCUCCGGCUCUACAUCAAUGGGAGCAGUCGCCUGGACGCCCAUGUUAACGCCACCCUGCCCCGGCGACUGGCCCACAAUGGCACCCUGACCUUGGGGGUGUCCCAUAACAUAGUGGGUGGGGUGAUGGAGUUUGAGAAUGGAAAGAACUUCCUGGGGGCCAUCAGCCUGUUCAGGAUGUGGGGGCAUGAGCGGACAGCUGAGGAGCUGAGGGCCCAUAGCUGUAUUGAUGGGAACGUGGUGAGAUGGGACAACAACGACUGGGAUUACCAGAUUUGCCUACCUGAAGAUGACACCAACAUCCAGUGUGGGGCUUUCCCCAAUGUGACAGCCUCUCCUCCCACUGUCACCAACACCACUCCUGGUUCACCAACCAGCACUAAUACAUCAGACCCUGUAACCCCUACAGAGACACAGCAACCAUCCCUUGGAUUGCCUGUAAGUCCCACUGGCCUGUCUACAACCAAAGAACCUUCAGACCUCAACUCAACAGGAACAGGCAUUGCAUCCACCUUCUACAGAGUUCAAAUGAAGCUGAACAUGACAAUGACUGUAACUGGCAGCGACCCAGGGGAGACCAUUCAGACGUGGGUUCAGAGAAAGCUUGAGGAAGUCAGGAUGAACGCAUUACAUUUCCAAAUAUUUCAAUCGACUUAUAAGGAAAUUGAUAAAAAAGAAACUCAAAGAGUGGAGAUGGCUGCUGAGCUGAGAAAUCAGAAAAGGUUUAGAUGUACCUUCCAUGUUCAGGAUGCUGAUGCACGGAACGUCAUGACCACUCAGAGACUCAUCAAUGACCUUCUGUCCAGGAUCCAUUUUGGUGGAGAGAUCCAGGUAGACAGCAGAGACGUUCACGUCUCACAUAUAGAUCCAGGGAGCUGUCCUGAGGACACCCAUGAGAGUAUCAGGGGUGUGUAUAUAUGGCCAAUCAAAGAUGCCCAGAAGACAGAAACUAUGAUCUGUGAGAAGAACAGUGGUGCCAGGGCUUCCAGGAAAUGUGAGUUGGAUGGAGUGACUGAGAAGGCCAAAUGGGCUGAGCCAAACCUGAAGGCAUGCAGGCCAAUGAUCACCAUCUCUGAUCUGGACAAUGUCACCGUCACAGCAAACAACUCAGCAGAUGUGGUGGACAUGAUUGAGGACCUCCUGGGUGUCGAGGGGGACCUGAGUGACUCCCAGCUGGCCACCGUGGUCCAGAAGCUGGAUGAGGUUCUGGUAGUCAGCACAGUGACCCCUGCCCUCGGCGAGGACAUUGUCAGCAUAAUCGCUGACAUCCUGGGGUCCAGUUCUAACCUAUCAGCGGUCGCCAACGACAUACUGGGUAUCACAGGCAGCGUUGGGGACCAGAUGGAUUUCCCUGAGGAGUCACAAAAUGUGACCGUCCCCUCCCUGGCUCUCUCCAUGAUCAACGUAGAUCCAGAGCAGUUCCAGGGCCUCACGUUUGGCGUGUCGUCCUUUUCAACUGGCCUUGCUCCAGAGAUCUUUGUCAACCAGACAUUCCUGAGUCAGCCUUGCGACGGCACAGUGGCGUCCAUCUCUCUGCCCCGUGCCCUUCAGAACUUCUUCCCCGAGGGAAACAAAAAAAAGCGAGUUCAGUUCCACUUCUAUGGCACACAGGAGCUCUUCAAGGUGAUGCCAUCAACAACGUAUGAGGAUCCAGAGACCAACUGGACGCUGAAUAGUUACGUGGUGUCUGCCAGUGUCAAUAACAGCAAUGUCAGCAACCUCGGGAAUCCCGUGGUGGUGACACUUACUCACCUCAAGCCCAAAGAGAAAAACGACAAGAUGGAGUGUGUGUAUUGGGACUUCCAGAAGAACAAUGGGAGUGGUGGGUGGGACUGCAACGGCUGUGAGACACUACCAAGCAUCUCCGCUUAUCAGACCACCUGCCACUGUUACCACCUGACCCAUUUUGGCGUGCUCCUGGAUGUGUCCAGGACUCCUAUCAGUGAGGCUGACCAGGAGACACUGAUGGCCAUCUCCUACUUGGGCUGUGGUGUGUCCUCCAUCUUCCUGAGCAUCAGCCUGCUCACCUACGUUGUCUUUGAGAAGCUGCGUCGAGACUAUCCGUCUAAGAUACUCAUCAACCUCUCUGUGGCUCUGCUGGGCCUCAACCUGGUUUUCCUGAUGGACUCUUGGCUGUCCUCCUUCGGCUUCUACAGCCUCUGCAUCACCACGGCAGCCACGCUGCACUACUUCCUGUUAGCCUCAUUCACCUGGAUGGGCCUGGAGGCUGUCCACAUGUACUUCUCUCUGGUCAAGGUCUUCAACGUUUACAUCCCCUCCUACAUCCUCAAGUUCUGCACCCUCGGCUGGGGCAUUCCUCUGGUGGUUGUCAGCCUGGUCCUGGCCAUAGAGAAGGAUGCUUAUGGCAAUGUUCUAUCUGGGGACUCCCUUGACUCUCUACAGGGCUCAGAGCCAUUCUGUUGGAUGCAGAGUAACGUUUUCUUCUACAUCACCAUCGUGGCAUUCGUGCUACUGGUCCUGGUCUUUAACAUGGUCGUGUUCAUCAUGGUUCUGAUCCAGAUCCGACACAUGCAGACCAAUAAUCCUGCAGCUACAGUAAACAAGCGCAGUGUCAUGCAUGAUCUGAGGGCGGUGGCCAGUCUCACCUUCCUAUUGGGUCUCACCUGGCCAAUAGCCUUUUUUACCUGGGGACCGGCCAGGGUACCUAUGCUCCACCUCUUCUCAGUCCUCAACAGUCUGCAAGGGUUCUUUAUCUUUGUCUUCCACUGCCUGAUGAAAGAGAAUGUGAGGAAGCAGUGGAGGAUCCACCUGUGCUGUGGCCGAUUCAGGCUCAAUGACUACUCAGAUUGGAGCCGCUCCGUGACGAUGGGCGGCAGGACCAAGCAAAACCAUCUGGUGCACCGCUUUCCGUCUGUCAAGUCUGUCAACACCUCCUCUAGGAAGAUCUCUGAUGACUCCACUACAGCUAGCGGUAGCUCUUCCCCACCCUACCACCAGUGGGCCUAGUCUACUGUAGCUCCACCAGGGGGCCUAGUCUACUGUAGCUCCACCAGGGGGCAUAGUCUACUGUCGCUCCACCAGUGGGCCUAGUCUAGUUCCACAAAGGGUAUUAACUUGGCUCCACCAGGGGGCCUAGCCGGGCUCACAACAUAGUGCCAUAAUACCACUCACCUGGAACAAUGAGAAACACUUGAGCUCAUGACACCAUAGCAGACACCUAAGUUCAGUCCAUUCUGAAUUACACUGUGAAAAGUCCAGAUACUCGACUGAUUCUAUCUAAAUGACCAGUAUCCUUCCCACGAACUGCUGUAUGUCUCUCUGCAGUGCAGUCUCUCUGCAGUGCAGUCUCAUCAUCCUCGGGAGAUAUUCAUUCAUACUCUAUGUGCAAGUAUUAGCCUGUUCUGUGCUUUAAAGGACGUAAGCUCUAUUAUUAUAGGACAGGGAGGCAAGUAGCCUAGUGGUUUAGCGUUUUGGUUCCAGUAACCGAAAGGUCGCUGGUUCGAAUCCCCAAGCCAACCAGGUGGAAAAUCUGUUUUCUGUACCUUUGAGCAAGGCACGUAACCCUAAUUGCUACUGUAAGUCGCUCUGGACAAGAGCAUUUGCUGACAAAAAAAAAGUUGACUUCAUGUCAGACUAUUGUUGUAGAGUAUGAUCAAUAUUUUGGUACUUUAUGCAUUCUCUUUGUUAAAUUACAUUUCUCUUU
Molecule: messenger RNA, 4192 nt
Organism: Oncorhynchus tshawytscha (Chinook salmon)
Lineage: Eukaryota; Metazoa; Chordata; Actinopteri; Salmoniformes; Salmonidae
Product: adhesion G-protein coupled receptor G2-like
Exons: 23
Coding region: 136-3495 (1119 amino acids)
Biological process (GO): cell surface receptor signaling pathway; adenylate cyclase-activating G protein-coupled receptor signaling pathway
Cellular component (GO): membrane
Molecular function (GO): G protein-coupled receptor activity
Source: RefSeq, a predicted model, not a curated record